UAUUAUUAUUUUUAUUUUUAUUUUUUUUACAGGAAAAAGGCUGUAGUGUUCCGAUGUGGUCUGAGGACCGAUUUCUACAAACUACAACCCAUUUACCAUAUAAUUGCUAAAGCAGUUACAGUGUGAUUUGCAGUAUUCAAAUUAUUCAGUGCACUUUUUAAUAAGUUGUGAGGUAAAAAAAAUAUUUGCCAUAUUGAAAAGCAAUGGUGAACACAAAGGCUAUUAUAAUGACAUCACGUGAUGUAUAUCGUGAAUACAUUUUUACUGGUUUACCUUUAUUUGUAUUUUACUACUGAUAUGAUAGAAGAAGAAAAAAAGUUGUGAUAUUUGUUGUGAACUGUGUCACAGAAGCAGGAAUGGUACCCUCAAAGGUGCAACUUUGUAACUUAUCUACCCUUAAAGCAUGCAUACUUGUAUGGCACUAAUAUGCACCUUUGAGGUACUAACCCAGUAAAGAGCUCAAAUACAAUAACAUAGUAUUUUUUUUCUGACUAACCCAGUAAAGAGCUCAAAUACAAUAACAUAGUAUUUUUAUCUGACCUUGUAAAACAGAAAAGGUGCAUGAAAUGUAAAAAAAAAAAAACAUGUCUCCAAAAGCUAAUAUUAAAUAAGUAUAAUUACUUAUUACAUUAUUUAAUAAUUUUAAAGAUCAGCUUAGUUUAGAGAUAUCGGUAUCGACGUCAACAAUACUGGGCUUGAAAAUAUCGGUAUCAGACCGAAAAUAAAAUAAGAGGUAAUGCCCAUCCCUUGGUGUUCAACACCCCUCUAUCGUUCAUAACCACGAAUGGACCAAUCAGCUUUGAGCAAAGUACGUAACCGAAUCCAUUCUCAUAGCAUGCCUGGUAGUAGCAAAAUGGCUUCACCGUACUUGGAGAAUCCUGUAGACAUCGGAGCCCAAAUUAUACAAAGGGCUUUACGCAGGGAAAGAGUUUUAAGAGAUAAACAAAACCCAUUGGCAUUCUCUGAUGAGCACUUAUACGAGAGAUACGGGUUUUCGGCGGAGGGAAUAUUAUAUCUAUGUCGGCUUCUUGAGCCCCAUAUUAAAAACCCGACUCGACGAAGCCACGCGACCACUGUCCCGCAAAUGAUUUGUAUUGCUUUGCGUUUCUUUUCAAGUGGCACAUAUCUAUAUGAGGUGGGCGAUGCCGAAAAGCUCAGCAAAAACACAGUUUGCCGAACUAUUCGUAGGGUGGUUAUCGCACUCCAGAGAUACAUAAACACUUUCAUUGUGUUCCCUGGACAUUUACCCACCGUGACCAUAAAAGAGGGCUUCUCUAAAAUAGCUGGAUUCCCUAGAGUUAUUGGAGCAAUAGAUUGCACGCACAUUCCAAUCUCUACACCAACAAAACAAAUCGAGGCUGAUUAUCUUAACAGAAAGGCUACUCAUAGCCUCAACGUUCAGAUGACUUGUGACCAUCAGUGUAUGAUCACAAGUCUGGAUGCCAGAUGGCCUGGCUCUAUGCUGGACACCCAGAUUUUCGAGAAAUCGUUGUUACGCCAGCGCUUUCAAGAAGGGCUGUUUGAUGGCCUGCUGGUGGGAGACAGAACUUACGCUUGUCAGAGCUUUUUAAUGACUCCACACCCUGACCCUGAGACAAAACCACAACAUGACUUUAACAUGGCCCUCAGUCAAACCAGGCUCAAGAUAGACAUGACUUUGGCCAUUUUAAAGGCACGGUUCAACUGUCUUUGUGACCUAAGAGUAUCACCAGAGCGGGCAUCUCAGAUCAUAGGUGCCUGUGUUAUCCUCCACAACAUUGGCACUAUAAGGAAGGAGCGGAUGCCAAAUGAAUAUCAACUCCCACCUGAUGAUAUUGAGCCUUUCACGGAGGACCAUCCAUCUGGCAGAGGUGUCAGAGAUGCAAUAACAGCAGAAUAUUUCACUUAGCAUUGAGUAAAAGCAAAAUGACCCACGUUUACACACAUUCCUUAACUGCCUUUCAUGUUAAGACAAACAUGUUUCAUAUGUGACCCUAGACCACAAAACCAGUCUUAAUUCUCUUGGGGUAUAUUUUUUAGCAAUAGCCAAAAAAACAUUGUAUUUGUCAAAAUUAUAGAUUUUUCUUUUAUGGCAAAAAUCAUUAUGAU
Molecule: messenger RNA, 2088 nt
Organism: Carassius auratus (goldfish)
Lineage: Eukaryota; Metazoa; Chordata; Actinopteri; Cypriniformes; Cyprinidae
Gene: harbi2
Product: harbinger transposase derived 2
Exons: 4
Coding region: 785-1888 (367 amino acids)
Source: RefSeq, a predicted model, not a curated record